Messenger RNA from Coturnix japonica (Japanese quail), 3763 nucleotides. The record is from RefSeq and is a predicted model, not a curated record. Lineage: Eukaryota; Metazoa; Chordata; Aves; Galliformes; Phasianidae.
ACCAUGUUAAAACUCCCCUCCCCGACCUCCUCCAUCCCGUUGUGGGGCGGGGCGGGGGGCGGGCGGUUGUGGGUGUCCAAGGAGACGGAGCGCACGCCGAGCCCGCCUCCUCCCCGCCGGGCCGCCGCCGCCAUGAUGAUGCUGGGCCGCGGGCUGGACGCCAGGGACAAUCAAACGAGACAAAUACAAGAUGCUGUUUCAAAUGUGGAAAAACAUUUUGGAGAAUUGUGCCAAAUAUUUGCUGGAUAUGUACGUAAAACUGCCAGACUACGAGACAAAGCAGAUCUUCUAGUAAAUGAAAUAUAUGCAUAUGCAGCCACAGAGACACCAAACUUAAAAGUUGGACUGAAAAACUUUGCAGAUGAAUUUUCCAGACUUCAGGAUUAUCGCCAGGCAGAGGUUGACAGGCUUGAAGCCAAAGUUGUUGAACCUCUGAAAAGUUACGGCACUAUAGUGAAACUGAAAAGGGAUGAUCUUAAAGCAACUUUAACAGCAAAGAAUCGAGAAGCCAAGCAGUUAUCUCAGCUGGAAAAGACACGUCAGCGGAAUCCAUCAGAUCGACACAUUAUUUCACAGGCCGAAAGUGAACUGCAGAGAGCUUCACUGGAUGCAACACGAACAACCCGGCAGCUAGAGGAAACUAUUGAUAAUUUUGAGAAGCAGAAAAUAAAGGACAUAAAAAACAUAUUUUCUGAAUUUAUAACUAUUGAAAUGUUAUUCCAUGGGAAAGCUUUAGAGAUUUAUACUGCUGCCUACCAAAAUAUCCAAAAUAUUGAUGAAAACGAAGAUUUAGAGGUUUUUCGGAGUUCACUUUAUCCACCAGACUAUCAGUCUCGCUUAGACAUCGUUCGUGCAAAUUCAAAGUCCCCCCUGCAAAGAACUGGCUCCUUAAAAUCUUCACUGAAGACAGUACAGUCAGAGUUUCCAGAUCCCACUGUGGAUUCCCUACUGCAUCCUGAUUCAGAUUAGUGAUACCUCCUAGCAGCAAAGUAAAACUAAGACCAACACUCCGAAGCUUCAGAGCAGAUGAGGUAAAGGAAGAUGAUAGAAAUUAGUGAAAAGCUGGACCAAGUGUCACUGCUUCUGCACUGCUACCUUGCAAAAAAUCUUUUACUGUUGUUUGCAGCGCUGAGCUUGUAGAUAUUGUCACUAAAUAACUAAUUUUUUUUAUUGCUAAAUUGGUUCUUAGUAGUGUUUCAGUUAUGGACAUGGCCAAAUUUAAAAUGUCCGCAUCCCACUCUUUGGAUAGCCAUGCACUGGUAGUGUAACACUGGAAAGCUUUCGUAAUUGCAUACUCUGCAUUACUCCUUCCCUGCUCUCAAAACUUAAAGUUACAGUUGAGUUACUCUUGUUGAUGAAAGUGGGAGUUGUGCCAUCUGAAAAGAUGAAAGAAAGCCGUAUUCCAGGGCAUGAUGACCAACUUUAAAUAGGCUGCCCUUUUUCAAACAAGCAAAUUUCAGGUUCAGGUUAUUUCAGAAAUUACGGUUAAAUGGUUAAAUUCCUUUUUGAAGACCAGAGAAAGCCAUCAAAAAUCCAAGCCACAAUCCUCGAGAAUUCCCUGCAAUGCCAUAAAACUUCAUCAAUGUUACAGAAGUAUUUGUAACUUCAGAUGGAACAGCUAUAUGUUUGAACUGUAUUGAGAAAAACCAGAAAUCAGAACAUUUAGAUGGUCAGAGAUGGCACAGACUCUGUUUUGACCAACUUGCAAGUUUACCUUUUCUCCCCAACCUCUCCUUUGGCUAUGUGUUUUAGCUUUUAAUGUUCUCUUAUUAUUCUUAUAUCUGAGAGGAAUAGAAAAUCACUUCAACACAGAAGGUAAAAUAAAGCUAUCAUAAUCUUACGCAAUGUAUUCAGAGAGGAGGAUCACAGCCAAAAAAAACAAUUGGAAUGGAAUACGUUACUUAGCGCAGUCACUAGAGAGCAGUAAAGAGCCGCAGACACCCUGUUCAGUACCCUCCAACUACACUGCUCUUUUCCAUUCUGCAAAUACUGUUUGCAUCAGCUCUUUGAAUUGCACUAGGGGCUACAGUCUCUUAAAACCACCAGACACCUCACUAGCCAAACGUGCUCCUUUCAGGAACACCUUCAGGUGACUGGCGUGGUCUUUCUGUAGAUUUUUCUCUCCUAAAGUUUUCACAACUGUUUGAUUUCACGCAUCACAGUCAUCUUUGACUGACCACAAGUCUGGAAUUUACGAUUCAAAGUAAUAUAAAUAGCACUAGUUUGCAGAACAACACAGACUAAUGCUGUACUGAAGGGAAAAGAAGGCACUGCAUAUCAGGUGGGAUGAACAGUGCCUAUAGUAAUACAGAAUUUGUUUUGCAAAGAGGAUAGCUCAUAGCAUCCUAGAAUUAAUUUCUGGUUCUGCAACUGGUUUUCUGUGGUUAUUUCAACACUGAAAAUCAGAAGUGAUCCUUAAACAUAUAGCUAGAUGUGAUAGCCACUCUGUGGGCAGCAGAAUAUUUUAACCACUGUUACAAGUGUACACAGCAAGGUGAUUAACACUGUGUGUGACUAGCAAGGAGAAAAAGCCAUCAUUAGCAGGAAGAGGAAAGCAGAAGCUUUUACUCAGAAAUGAAAUUUGAGCUCUCUUCCUUCUAGAGCAUCUACAUUUCUUAAGACUUAAUUUUCCAAGGUUUUGUUUGUGGUUUUUUUUUAACCUAUUGAAAUGAAGCUACCUUAAGAGGCUCGAUUUGCAGCACUCCUUUAUCUCCAAUUUCCUCUUUCACAGAAUCAAAGAAAGCUAUUUUAGGCAUUUAGAACAAAGUCUGAUCUAAUGAUUAACUCAAAUUUCCUGUUACAUUCAGAAAUUUGGAACUGAGUAUUUGUGUAAACCUAGAUGGUGUAUUUUGUGAGCAUCAACACAACUGAGGAAUUUUCUGCUUUCAUUAGUUUGAUAGUUUAUGCACACACAAAAAGCUUCUGGUAGAUAAACAGCUGUAUGAAAUUUCAGAAGUCACAAUUUAACAACCAGCUUUUAAAAUGGAGUGUUGGGAGGAAAAAAAGGAAGUUUUGUCUUCAGUACUGAAGUUUGUAAGUUUAUAUAUACAACUGUGUGUGAGAAAACUAAGAAAGCAUUAGAGCAGCAGCUGCCCUCAGAAGUGCUGAAUCUAGAAUCAUUGUUCAGAAACAUUCCAGAUGACACAAACAGGUAGACAACCAUCUUCAUUGAGUUCAGUGUUUCUUUUCUUGGAGGACGGGGGGAACAAACAUCUGCAUUCUACCUUAAAUUUCAUGUACUCCAUAUUUUGAGCAGAAUCUCUGAGGAAUGAGAUUGAACUCUCAUUAGAAAAAAAUAAUGUGUAAUGGCAGAAUCUUAAAUAAUUCUGAUGGUCAAGCACUGGGAAAAACAUUCAUGUGUGAAUCAAGACUUCUAGUAAAGUGUCUAACUUGUCAGAAACAUCAUAGAGCAGCACAGUUCUGAGUUUCUCAGCUGAAUGAAAAGGUUUGAUGUCUUCAAGAUAAGAUUACUCCCUAACACUCACCUUCAGCCUGCUAUCUAGGCCGCCAGCCUAGCAAAGAAUUGACUUAAAAAUCAGCAGCAUUUAAUAUUAAUUCAAUCAAACAAUCAUUUUCCUUAUCAUAUCAGAAGUCCUCCAGACAAUGGGAAUGUUAAGCUUUUAAGACCAAUAUGCUAUAUUUCUAUUUUGUACCUGUUCUCUUUAUGUUGGCAUUGUGCAUUUUCAUAGAAUCACAGAAUCACAAGGUUGGAAAGAACCUAUAAGAUCAUCUAGUCCAACUGUCCUCCCUUUACAGAAAUCCC